This is a messenger RNA of Suillus subaureus, 1206 nucleotides long. RefSeq lists its product as uncharacterized. The transcript is spliced from 6 exons. Lineage: Eukaryota; Fungi; Basidiomycota; Agaricomycetes; Boletales; Suillaceae. Gene Ontology annotation, molecular function: trans-2-enoyl-CoA reductase (NADPH) activity. Gene Ontology annotation, biological process: fatty acid metabolic process. Bases 1 to 1206 code for a protein of 401 amino acids. Gene Ontology annotation, cellular component: mitochondrion. The record is from RefSeq and is a predicted model, not a curated record.
AUGAGUUCAGUUCACUCAUGUGCCAGAGCACUCGCACGCUGGCCGCAGCGGCCUGGGCAGUUGCAACACGCAUGGCGACUACCAAGUAACAAUACUUUCUCAACGUCGCCGGUGCUAGCAGGUAAUCGAGCUAUCGUCUACAAUACCAAUGGUGACCCAGCUCGAGUCCUAUCUGCCUUCUCCUUCCCCGAACUGCCGCCUCCGCCUCCGAACACCGCAAACAUAAGGUUUCUGCUUGCACCCAUCAAUCCCGCAGAUAUAAACGUUAUUGAAGGUGUCUACCCCGCGAAACCAGAGCCUGAUGUCUCCCUCUGCCAAGCAAAGGAUCACCCAAUAUUCGUGGGGGGGAAUGAGGGCCUGGGCAAAGUAAUGGAUAUUGGCGAGGGUGUUGUCGACCUGCAGAAGGACGAUUGGGUUGUUAUGACCAAAGCUCAGAGCGGGACAUGGUCGUCGGCGAAGAAUGUUGCCUUGUCGGAUGUCCUGAAGGUUCCCAAGGGUCUGUCUGAGGCACAGGCUGCUACGAUUACCGUCAACCCCCCAACAGCUUACAACAUGCUACAUGAUUUUGCCCAGCUUGCCGAAGGAGACUGGAUUGUGCAGAACGGUGCGAACGGUGCCGUUGGUCAAGCUGUGAUCCAAAUCGCAGCCGCUAAAGGAUACAAGACUAUCAACUUCAUUCGUGAUCGAGAUGAUGUUGAACUGCUGAAACAACAUCUGGAAUUACUGGGUGCAACGCACGUUGUAACAUAUGACGAACUCUCCGACAAGUCCUUGAGAGCGAAGGUCAAAACGUGGACUGGAGGCAAGGAUAUCCGCCUUGGUCUCAACUGUGUAAGCGGCAAAACGACCACCCUGAUGGCUCGACUACUUGGGAAUAAUGCACAUCUUGUUUCAUACGGUGCGAUGUCCAAGGAACCUCUAUCACUUCCAACGUCGCUCUUUAUUUUCAAGAACCUUGCUUGCCAUGGGUUUUGGCAAACCCGUUGGUAUAGCAACAAAUCCUUAGAACAACGCCAGGAACUGCUCAAGACGCUGGCUGCUCUCAUGCGAGAUGGGAAGCUUCGGGACCCUGACCAUGAAGUUUUUACAAUUGGCGGGACGGAGAGCGACGUCAGUGCAUCUGAAAAAAUUUGUAACCUCCUAGCGCGCUUAGGCCAGGGAAUGUAUGGGAAGAAAGUACUCUUGAGGGUCGAAGAAACUGCAUGA